UUGGUACCACGUUUUGUUUUAAAGCUGAAAGUUUACAUUUCUUAAAGCAUAAGCGUUAUUUCCCCACAUCUUUCUGAAGCAAUGGACGCCGGAGCAAAAGUAAAGAAAGGCGCUGGAGGAAGGAAAGGCGGCGGUCCAAAGAAGAAGCCAGUUUCAAGGUCUGUCAAAGCUGGGCUCCAAUUCCCCGUCGGAAGGAUCGGGCGUUACUUGAAGAAGGGAAGGUAUUCACAGCGUGUCGGAACCGGAGCUCCGGUUUACCUCGCCGCAGUUCUUGAGUACUUAGCCGCCGAGGUUCUCGAGUUGGCUGGAAACGCAGCACGUGACAACAAGAAGAAUAGGAUCAUACCAAGGCACGUGUUGCUCGCUGUGAGGAAUGACGAAGAACUGGGGAAGCUUCUCUCUGGUGUUACAAUCGCUCACGGUGGCGUUUUACCGAACAUUAACCCCGUUCUUCUCCCAAAGAAGACUGAAAAGGCUGCAUCUAAAGAACCUAAAUCUCCAUCGAAGGCCACUAAAUCUCCGAAGAAAGCUUGAUUUUUCUCCUUUGUUAGAUGAGUGGAUUUUGUUUGGAUUGGUUGAUGGGUGAAAGCUUGAUUUAAUAUGUUUAGAUUCCCAUUUGCUUCAAUUCAAUUGAAAUGAAACUACUUGUUUCUGUUACUUACA
Messenger RNA from Hibiscus syriacus, 663 nucleotides. Its product is annotated as histone H2A-like. The coding region runs from base 82 to 534 and encodes 150 amino acids. The record is from RefSeq and is a predicted model, not a curated record. Gene Ontology annotation, molecular function: DNA binding; structural constituent of chromatin; protein heterodimerization activity. Gene Ontology annotation, cellular component: nucleosome. The transcript has 2 exons. NCBI's taxonomy places the organism in Eukaryota, Viridiplantae, Streptophyta, Magnoliopsida, Malvales, Malvaceae.